Messenger RNA from Odontomachus brunneus, 963 nucleotides. RefSeq lists its product as uncharacterized. Lineage: Eukaryota; Metazoa; Arthropoda; Insecta; Hymenoptera; Formicidae. The transcript is spliced from 2 exons. Bases 1 to 963 code for a protein of 320 amino acids. Gene Ontology annotation, molecular function: nucleic acid binding. The record is from RefSeq and is a predicted model, not a curated record.
AUGAGCAAAGAACAGGACAGGAGAGGUGCGAUCCUGGAAUCACUGCGCGCCGGGAAGACCGCCAAGGAGAUUGUGGAUUGGUUUGGCUACUCAAAAACGCAAGUUUACGAGAUAGCCAAAACCUAUCGAGAGGCGGACAACAAGGACGACGUUACUUCGGACCGGGCAAGUUACAGCAAGCGAUCUGACCGGAAGCGGACUGGUGAAUUCAUCGAUCAGUUAAAGGAUCGGAUUGACCAGAGUCCUGGAACCAGUAUGGCAAAGUUGGCCAAAGAUAUGGGCGUACAUCGUGCAACAGUGAGUCGUGCAGUUCACCAGGAUCUGCAUUAUAAAUCGUAUGUACUACGGAGGCGACAAUUGCUGACGGACGCCAUGAAAGUCAACCGGAAAAUCAAAUGCCAAGCACUGCUAAACGACAUUAAGCACGAGAGCGCCCAUCAUCUUCGAUUCUUCACCGACGAGAAAAACUUUAUUCAGGACAGAAAGGUCAACCGCCAAAACGAUAGGUGGAUUUGCGAGGACGCUUCCGAUGUGCCGACGGUCAUGCAUACGAAGUUCCCUGCGUCGGUUAUGGUUUUGGGCGUCGUCAGCAGUGACGGAGACGUGAUGCCGCCGUAUUUCUUUGAGCAGGGACUCAAAAUCAACGCGGCGGUGUACAUCCACGUGUUAGAGACGGUCGUUAAACCGUGGAUGGACCGUGUGGCCGAUGGACGUGAAUACGUCUUCCAACAGGAUUCUGCGCCAGCCCACAAGGCGAGAGUCACGCAAGCAUGGCUUCAUACCAAUGUUCCUUAUCAUUGGUCGCCGGACUUGUGGCCGCCCUCCAGCCCAGAUUGCAAUCCGCUGGAUUACUACGUGUGGGGCGUAGUAGAGGCAGAGAUCGCGGAUUUCCGCGGAGAAGAGCUCGCGCUGAAUCCGUCGGAGCCAGAAUAUUCGAGCGGCCUCGAACUCACGUGCGGAUAA